GACAGCGAGGCGAACAUCCGGUCUCUUUUUGGUGGCGGAGUGUUGUCGAGUCAGUUUUACAACAUGAAGGUAAGAGAAGUAAAUUCAACUAAUAUUUAAAAUAACUAAUCUCUCCCUGUUAAUGUCCAGGCCGAAUUGAAGUAGUCCAUUCCAAUAUUAUAAAACCGUAUCUCGGUUUGUCUGAUAUUGCAUUGUCUUUUAGGAUGCAUGUUGAUUUUGUUGGUAACUAACUAGCUAGCUAGCUAGCUAGCUAUGGCUGACAACGUUAGUAAGUGAACCUGAAAAUAUGUCCGCCUCCUGAGAGAAAUGUGCAUGUCUUGCUUGGCGUCUUUCAUAGAACCGCAACAAAGUAUCCUCUGCUGUUUUUUAAGGGGGUGGGGGGAUACGAACAUUAUCCCUGAUGUGGGUUUGUUCACACAUCCAUAUUUCGCCAAUGAGUUACAAGUUUGUUAGUUACAACGUAGUCAUUAUCAAGGCCGCUUCCAGCCAGCUAGCUUCCAACAUCGGUAAACUAGCUACUUAACUACUGGUUCCUGUGGUCUUAACUGCGUGUCAUUGGAUCGUUCCAAAUAGUGUAGCUGCCGGAUUCACGUGCAUCCCGUGUUCUGUAUAACUAAUCUUGUUUCUAGGAAACUAACGAGUUAAACCAAUUGCAUCAACUAGUUAACAUACUAGUAGUAUCUGCCAAUUGCUAGCAUCCCGUGUAUAGCUGCAUCAUGUUGCACUCAAUUCAGCUGUCUCACCAUACUGACUUGUUUUGGUUAGGCUACUGUAUUAGUUAAUUAUUCAACUCAUCUAAAGUUUGUUAUGGAUGGGUAGCUUAGGUGCAAGGUGAUAGUCUAGCAAGCAAUCUGCCUGAUGUACAUUGUUAAGUCAUUCUCAACUAGGGUAGUUUGCUACAUCUGGUCAAUCUACAACACACUGAUCUGUAUAUCUGUCUCUCUCAGCUGAAUAUCUCGUUUCCUGCCACUGGCUGUCAGAAGCUGAUUGAAGUUGAUGAUGAGCGCAAGCUGCGAACCUUCUACGAGAAGCGUAUGGCCACAGAAGUGGCUGCUGAUCCCCUGGGAGAUGAGUGGAAGGUAAGCUUCGGUCACUAAGAAAGCAGCUCAGUUUUCAGACAUUAACAUCAUUUAGCAGACGGUCUUAUCCAGAGCGACUUACAAAUUGGUGCAUUCACCUUAUAGCCAGUGGGAUAACCACUUUACAAUGUUUUUUUUUGGGGGUUGGGGUAAGGGGGGGGGUAGAAGGAUUACUUUAUCCUAUCCCAGGUAUUCCUUAAAGAGGUGGGGUUUCAAAUGUCUCCGGAAGGUGGUGAGUGACUCCGCUGUCCUAGCGUCCUGAGGGAGCUAUACUUAACCAGACCCUGCUGGUUAAGUAUUUUUUUUUAUAGUUCAAUUAGUUUGUCCCAAACUCAAGUGAUUGUGGUCUUCACUAUUUACGCCAAGCUCAUUGACUAUAGCUUUGGGUAAUUUUGGAAUUGUCAAUUUAAUGCCAGUGUGUCUUGAAACAGAACAUUGAUACUGCUUGUGUUCGUUUCAACAUGAUCUCACACACCUUAGUAAAUGUCUGUUGUGAUCAAUAGGUCCUUGUACAGAGCAAGUUUUUUUUACUUAAUCUUAGCUCAUCUCUCCCAGGGCUACAUGGUGCGCAUCAGCGGAGGCAACGACAAGCAGGGCUUCCCCAUGAAGCAGGGUGUGCUGACCCAUGGCCGUGUGCGCUUGCUACUUGCUAAGGGCCAUUCCUGUUACCGCCCCCGCAGGACAGGAGAGCGCAAACGCAAGUCUGUCCGUGGCUGCAUCGUUGAUGCCAACCUCAGUGUGCUGAACUUGGUUAUCAUCAAGAAAGGUAUGGAGUUGUAAUGAUGGUAAUGAUUUUCUCUGGCACACCUUAGUAGACCCUUUCUGGCUGAUCUGUAGCCUCAAAGGGGGGACAGUGUUGUGCUACAGAAACUGUAGAGCUGCUUUACCAGAUGCAACCUGACCCUCUGACCAUGGCUGGUUGAACUGCAAUGCUCUCCCAAUCCUUUCCCUGUUUAACAUUGGGUUAUUUUGAAAGGUGAUACAUUUUUUUAUUAAACCUUUAUUUUGACAGAAAGUCCUACUGAGACUAGGGUCUUUUAAAUUUAUUUAUACAGAUGAGUCCUGCAUAAAUACAUCAAAGUCAUACAGUAUACAAGAUUACAAAACAUAUUAAGGAAAACAAGACGUGCCUGGUUUCACAACUGUGUACCAUUGAAACCAACUUGAACAUCCUCAGUACUGUUCUGCUCCCGCUGCCAGCGCUUGGAUGUGGUUAACCAUUUUGGUGGUGAUUCUGUAUAGACUGUUUUGAAUCUAGUGUCUUGACACUUUUUCCUGCAUCCCAGGCGAGAAGGACAUCCCCGGCCUGACCGACAGCACCGUGCCCCGCCGCUUGGGACCCAAGAGGGCCAGCAAGAUCCGCAAGCUCUUCAACCUGGCCAAGGAGGACGAUGUCAGGCAGUACGUUGUGAGGAGACCCCUGACUAAAGAAGGUGAGGCCAACACUGCUUCUAAAUGGUCCUGUUAAUGAAUGGAUCGGUAAAGAGCUUAGCACAUUGGCGCUUGUAAACUCUUGACAGCGUGAUUUUAUUUUGAAAACUAAUAUUUCUGCUUGCCAAAUUGUUCGAGAGUUAUUGUCUGGCACACCAGUAGACCCUUUCUGGCUGGUCUGUAGCCUUUAAGGGGGGACAGUGUUGUGCCACAGAAACUGCAGAGCUGCUUUACCAGAUGCAACCCGACCCUCUGACCAUGGCUGGUUGAACUGCAAUGCUCUCCCAAUAAGUUGCCAUUCAAUAAGUAUAUUGGCUAAAAUCAGAUUUGAGGCAAGUUAUACAUUUGUAUGGGACAUCUUUCUUUCAUGUGAACAUUGGCAGUCCAAAUUAGUCGAUACGCACAAAACAGUCAAACUAUAAAACAUUCGGAAUACUGGCUAGAAUGAAUAACGGCUACAACUAUCACUAAGCUGGACAUACAUUCCAUAAACAUUGAAACCCUUAACUAUUUUCCCCAUGUGCACAGACUUUGUAGUAAAUGCCACUGGUAACACCUCUCCUCCCCUGCCUUUUCCAGGUAAGAAGCCCAGGACCAAGGCUCCCAGGAUCCAGAGGCUGGUGACACCCCGUGUGCUGCAGCACAAGCGUCGCCGCAUUGCCCUGAAGAAACAGCGCACCCAGAAAAACAAGGAGGAGGCUUCUGAGUACGCCAAGCUGCUGGCCAAGAGGAUGAAGGUACGGAAAGGGAGACCACUAAGGCAUUUGGCUGUAAUAUUAGUCAUUAUCUGUUAUGUCUAAUGAAUUGCCCUGAAUGUUGAAUACCAAUUAUUUCAUUCCUACGAUUGCAAGCGAAUUGAUGGUGUUGCAAGUUCUCAUAAAAUGGUUAAUCAAAUAUUACAAUUAAUUGAAAUGUCCAUAGGUACAAAAUCCUGCAUGAAGUGUACAAUAUUGCCAUUGAGUAACUUGUAGUCCGUAGGAAGACUAACAAAUCUCAUCCUUGUUUGCAGGAGGCUAAGGAGAAGCGCCAGGAACAGAUCGCCAAAAGACGCCGUCUCUCAUCCCUUAGGGCCUCCACAUCCAAGUCUGAGUCCAGCCAGAAGUGAAAUGUGGAAUUGAAUAAAAAAAUGUUUUGCUGUU
Molecule: messenger RNA, 3649 nt
Organism: Coregonus sp. 'balchen'
Lineage: Eukaryota; Metazoa; Chordata; Actinopteri; Salmoniformes; Salmonidae
Source: the annotation of a GenBank genome assembly